AUGUCACUGGUUUUCCAGGAUGCAUACCAGGCUGUCAUGCUGAUGUGGAGGAAAAAACCUUUGAAGACAUAUGGAACUCGCAUGUCUGAAACCAUGUUCGCCAUAUUGAGACACAUUAUCAGAGGGGAAAGAAUUUAUCAAGAAAUGCUGAAUGAAACUAUUGCGUCAAGGAAGAAAGCUUUGUUAGCUAAACCUCCAACUCCCACGACAUCUGAGGCUCCUGCAAAAAAUGUAACUAAUACUGCAUUGGGUGUUAAUCUUGACCAUCUCAAACAACUGAUGGACAUGGGAUUCACAGAAGACCGUUGUGUGGUUGCACUUAAGAAUACAUCCGGUUUGGAGCAAGCUACAGACUAUCUCUUAAACCACCCAUCACCACUGAUUCAAAUGGGGAAGGUAGACGAGUAUGUGGUAAUCAGCAGAGAAGCAUUGGAUGAAUUUUCUUUAGAUGUGUUUGGUUCAUGUAUGAUGUACAUUGACUGGAUACCUGAAACAACGUACUAUGCUAUGGACCUCUUGACAGCUGCUGCAAAGAGGAUUGGUCCACAUUUCCGUGAUGUAACCAUCAACACAGUCAUUUCACAGGUAGAUACAUAUGCUGAAAAGUUGUUUCAAGAAUGCUUUGAAGAGUAUGAUAAACCAUCAAAAGUUUUAUCUGCAUUCGUGGAGUCGCCUACAGGCAGUAAACUCGCUGCAAGGAUGCAUUUACUUUCACUUCUUUUGGAAGAGCUGCGGACUCCAUGUGCUCUGUUAAUUGUAAGAAGAGGAAUCAUUUCUUCCCUUGUAAGUUUGCUAGAGCUUGCUGAAGUUGUUAUGAAAAUGUUUCAUGCUACUGUUGCACCAAAGUGGCUGACUCAUCUUUUGAAUCUAAUAAAUGCUGUUGAAAGGAUCAAAGUCAGCUCUGAAAGGAGAGAUAAGAUGCUUCAGGUAACUACAAACACUUGGAGAUGGUUUGAUAUAUCAACAGGAAAAUGGAAUGCUUACUCUGCAGCAAACAACAAGAUAAUUAAUGAUGCUUUCUUCCGAGGUGAUCCAAGAGUUAAAGUGUCUUGUGGAGGACGCAGGCGUUAUGUGAUAUCUUUCACAGACAUGGUUCAGACAAAUGAAGAAACUGGGAAUAGCAGACCUGUAACUUUGUCAUUGAAGUGCAGGGAUAAAAAUGACGUGAAAACAUCAACCAAAGAAAAUUCUGGUGAAGAUAUGGAUGUUGAAUGUCUAGAUUUCUCAGAGCGAAGGAAACCAGUGAAUCUUCAACAGUAUGACACAACACGAUCCUGUCAGAUAAUUAGGGCAUGUGUUGGCUUAAUGAAGAUCUCACUCGACAGAGAUACUCUUCACUCAGCAAUGUUCGCCUGCAUACGUCUCACAAGAAAUUAUGAAUUAGCGAAAGCUUUUAUUGAAGCUGGUGGUAUACAGACCUUGCUGUCUCUGACAACUGGUCCAUUCAAUGCUGCUUCCUUGAAUAUGGCUACAAUACUUAUAAGACAUGCCCUAGAAGAAUAUGCUGUUCUCAGGCACACAAUGGAGAAGGUAAUACGUACACAGGCACAACUGAAUGACCCUACUCCAUACAAGGAGAUAUUGUUUUUCAUGCUGCAGACAUCUUCAUGUGUUUGCCGUGCACCAGACAUGUACGCAGAAAUUGCAUCUGAUGUUCUAAGGAUUGACAUAAAUCACCUCUCAAAGCGAAAUGAUGAUGAAGGCCAGCGGUUGCUUGUCAAGUGCCUCCCAUCCAAAAAUACAACUGCUGAAGCAAGGGAUGAUGACUCAGUUAAAGUUGUCAUUGACCUUUUGAAUGCACUUAUUGAGCCUCACAAUACUCAAGAUGUAGAAGUGAAAUCAGUUGGCAGCAAAGUUCAAGAGAAGAUAAAAAGUAAAGAAAGUUCAAACACAAAAACUUCUCUGAAGACCACAGAAGGCAGUUCAUCCCAGGCAUGGAGACGCCCACUCCUAACUAAGUCAGCAAUUCUUAAAAUUUUAGCAGAUAUUGCGAAGUCUUAUUCGGCAUUUGCAAAAGUUAUAAGUGAUCACGUUUACACUGCCGGACAGACAGAAUUGGUUAAAGAGGAGUGUUCAGCACUGGCUUUCAUGCUAGAUAACUUCCUUAUGAGCAAGGAACCAGCUGACAAAGAGUGUUCAACAAUGGCACGAGUACUUAUUGUUGCACUUGCUUCAUGCAGUCAUGCAUCAGAUGUUCAAGGAACAGUGAUCUCGGAGGUGAAAUCUGCAUUGGUUCGAUGUGUCAAUUGGUACGAGUGCUCAGAAAAGCAUACACGAAUUCAGCAGCUGAGUGCACUUGUGUCUUCUAUUAUAUAUAAUUCUCCAGGCCCUGUUGAAGUUCCAAGGCUUCAUUAUAGCAGCAGUAUGAACCAUAUUGUCAAAAUAAUGAUACGGAAAGGAUUGGUGACUGACCUGGCUAAAAUUACUCACUCACUAGACCUGUGCAGUACCUCUCUGCCAAACACGAUGAAUUCUGUGUUAAGAACUCUUGAGGUGGUGACGAGAAUUAUUAACAUGCCUGUUUCAACAGGUUCUAGUAAGAGUGGAAGAAAUGCACGGAGUAUAGCAAUUACAGAUGAGCAAGCAACUAACAACAGAGAUGAUGCCACAGGAAGUGCCCAAGUCGAAGAACUAGAAGAAAUUGCCAGUGAUGCUGCAAAUACAGUUGCUCAAGACUCAUCUGAGAGGACAAGCACUGAAAAUCAACAGAACAGGGAAGAGCAAGACAGUGAGAAUGCUUCUACAGAUACAAAUGCCAGGAGAGACGGUGCUGUUGAUGACGCAAUGGUCCUGAAUUCUGAUUAUGGAGCAGAAGUUGAAGUUGAAGUAGAACCAAAUUCUAGAGGAGGAGAUGCUGCUAGUGCACUUCCUUCAACAGCAGAAACUCAACCUCAGUUUAGAGAAAAUUCUGCCCAGUCUAUACAGUUCGAAAAUAGAGGUACAGCUGAACUUGACAGUGACGAUUCAGACGAUUCCGAACCUUCAGAUACUGACGUCAACCACAUGGAUGAUGAUGAAGAAGGUGAUGAAAAUGAAGAAGAAGGUGGUUCAGGUUAUGAAGAAGAUAAUCUAGAAUUCUUUGAAUCAGAUGAGGAUUUGUUCCGCAUUCCUGGUCUUGAACGGGAAGGUGAUGACCUCCUCAUGAUUCAAUAUGCUGACGCUGAGGCAGGUGGGUCAAGGACGGGCCCACGUACCUCCUGGAAUUCAAAUACUGUACCACUAGCAACUGGAAGCAAUGAGGAUGCACCAAAUGGAAAUGAGAAUGCAGGUGAUAUUCCUGCAAGUCAUCCUUUAGUUAUGGCACGCCGUAAUUUAGCUGCAAGUACUUUAUCAACAUCUCGAACACACAGAGCUAUGAGGCAGCGGCACUAUCAGUACUUGCAAAUGAACUCAAGAAGUCAGAACAAUGCAGUCAUCUUGCAGAGGUUGCUAGGUCCAUCUGCUGCAACUGCUAUAGAACUGGGGAUCCCAAUUAAUCCUGUAGCCAUUACUGAACUACAAGACAAUAAUAUUAGGGUCAUAACAUCAGAAAGAAGUCUAGGUGUUAUUUCAAAUCCACAGUCAGAAGAGGAUCAAGCUGAUACAACUGAUCAGCCGGGCUUUGUUUUUGGACCGAGUCUUACAGCUACAGUCAGUACCAUACCAACAGCGAUGUUCUGGUGGUAUGAAGAAUGCAAGCUGCUUGAUUCUGAUUCACAGUUCAGCGCUGUUAUUGGGACUUGCCAUGAUGUGAUAACAGAACUGAGUAAGUACAAAGCGGAGGAUCUUGCUCAACGCAAGGAGAUGAUGAAGAAAAAACAAGAGGAAGCAACAACAAGAAAGAAAAACAUGAAGAGAACUAAUGCUUCAGGUGAAACAGGAGCUACUGCAGGAACCAGACCAAAUAUAAGAACAAUAGCGCGUCGUCCAUUAUUUACACAAAAUUCAGCUGCAGAAAAUCUGGCUGAUUCCAUUGUAGAGUCCGCUCUGCAGCCAUCAUUGUCAGGAAAUAGUAGCCAGUCUAAUUUUUCAGAACAGAUAGAUGGAGUGCAGAAUUCCACAACAGAAAGUAACUCAUCAUCUACCAUACAAGCAUUGGGAGCAGAGUUAAUAGCACCAUUGCAUUCUGUGAUUAUACAAAAUUCGAAUCUUGGAGUAUCUGGUGCAUACCAACAUCAAUCAUCAGAUCAGAGUUUUGCUCAACAUGAUCAACUGUUUCGAAAUUCAGGCAGUGCGGGAGAAAGUUCCUCACAAUCAGCGACAGUGUCAGAAGAUAGUGCACAGCCAAGUUCCCAGGCUUCUACCUCGACACCUACAAGAGAACAGAAUUCUUCUGCCUCUGAUCAAUGCAGUAGUGUCACUUUAACUAAUACUGCAAGAAAUGAAGCAAGGGGCACUCAUGAAGUUAUGGAGAUAGAUGGACAACAGCAAAAUAGAGCUGCCCAACAACAUACUACAGGUCAACCUGAUACAAGUGUGCCUGCACUCACACUAAACACUAAUUCUGAUUCAUCUGCCUCCAAUACACUUUCUUUGUCUCGUGAAGAAGUGACAGUCCCUGGGCUUAGUGUAACACAUACUACAUUAAGCUCGCGGUUUAGACGUUCACCUUCUGGGAACUUAGAUUCUAACAACUUCUUAGCACCUAAUGCGGACUCUGAUUACGAGAGUAAUGUAGCAGAUGACGGAGAUCCCCAGUCAUCUAGGGGCAUGUUACCACUGCGAAGACGAGCACAGAGUGGAAGGCGGGUUUAUCUGCGAAGUGAUAUUGAGUCACAGUCCUCUUCAGAUGAAUCCCAAAGGAAUCGACCCUGGUACCCUCAAGACGGACUGACCACAGUGCACAGUCCAGAAACCAGUGUGACAGCUACAACUACUGCAUCAUCAUCAGCGGGUAGCAAUGCAACAUCAGCAUCAUCAGCACCAACAAGUACUACCAGUACAACAUUAAGUACAGCAUCAUCAUCAUCAUCAGUGCAAUCAACUAAUUUAUUUAGAUUAUCUGGUGCACAUGGAUCAGGUUCACCACAAGCAAAUGUGUCAUCAGCAGCAUCGACAUCCUCAACAACAGCUGUUGUUCAUACAGCCCCAUCUGUCAGCCACCCAGUUGCUGGAACUUCAAGAGCUCCACAGCCUGUAUCGGCUGCAUCUGCUAGCACCAGUAAUGCUGCUAGUUCUGGUUCUGGAACUCAGUCAACAGGAGGAAAUCCAUCUGAUCUCCUUGAAGGUGUUGAUCCUUCUUUUCUUGCUGCUCUUCCUGACGACAUGCGAGAGGAAGUGAUUGCUGAGCAGUUGAGGUUACAAAGAAUACGGCAGAGGACACUGCAACAGACAAGGGACCUCAUUGCAUCAAAUGUGUCUGAGGUAAAUCCAGAAUUCCUGGCAGCAUUGCCUCCAUCCAUACAAGAAGAAGUCCUUGCACAGCAUCAUUUGGAACAGCAAAGACAAGCAGCAAUUGCAAGUAAUCCUAAUGAUCCCGUGAAUGCUGCAGAAUUCUUCCAGAAUCUUCCAUCAUCACUAAGGCAAACAAUUUUGACUGAUAUGGAGGAGUCUCAAAUGUCUGUGUUGCCACCAGAUCUAGCACAGGAAGCACAGACAUUACGAAGGGAAUGGGAAGCGAGGAACAGGCAAUUGAUGCAAGACAGAUUUUUUAGCCAUGUUAGUCACAAUACCAGUGCAUUGUCUUCAAUGUUAAGGAAUCCAGGCAGGGUAAGCAGUUCAAGGUAUUCGCUUCAGUCAUCUGCUGCACAACAAAGAGCACAGUGGAAUGCAUGGAACACGGCAAGUACAGAUUCCAGUGGCUCACAGGGAUCAAAUUAUUCAAGGACUGGAGGACGUGCAUUGCUGGAUAGUGAAUCAGUAUCAUGUCUCUUAGUACUUCUGUUCAUUGAUGAUUCGGCUUUGAACAUGGGUCGUCUUCACCGUGUUUUGCGGAAUUUAUGUUACCAUCCACCUACAAGAGACUGGAUACUGAAAGCUUUACUGUCUAUUUUGGAGAAAUGCAGUUUUGCUCAUAAAAAUUCACUUCCUGAGCCAAAGCGAAUGACAACAAGGUCACAAUCUCAGUCACAAGCUCCAAAUAUUGUCACUGUUCAUGGAGCGUGGCUAAACACUACAUUCAAUUAUGCCCUGGGCAGAGUAACUGAAGUAUUUUCUCUUAUUAAAUAUCCAACAAAACGUGGACUUACUUACAUCACACUGCAGACUCGGGCAUGUCCUGUGGUUUUCAGGCACACUGUUGAAGUGCUAAUAUCAAUGGCAAAAGGAUUACCUGUUCACUUCCUGUUGUGUCUCAAGAACAGAGAUAUUGACAAGAUCAAAGGAGACAGCAAGGACGCUAAGGACAGCAAGGACGCUAAGGACAGCAAGGACGCUAAGGACAGCAAGGACGCUAAGGACAGCAAGGAGGCUAAGGACAGCAAGGAGGCUAAGGACAGUAAGAACAAAGAGUCAAUGGAAUCAAAGUCAAAAGCGCCAUCUGGUUCUGGCCAAGCUACUGGACGUACUGCCAGACAAGAAGCCGCAGAUUUUUGGGAUGUCUUAUUGAAAUUAGAAUCACAAUGCACUAGAAAAGGGAAAAGUGUUGCACGUCCAUAUUUAGUUCAUGUUUCAGAUGAAGAAGAAAUGACACCUUCAAUAUUUGAAGGCUCAGCAUUUGGAAGAUUAUUUGCUCUGUUGAGUUCUACCACUAUAACUCAAAACAAACCACUUGUUGACAAACUGCUGAAGCUUCUUUCACAUGUAUCAGCUGGACUGCCAGAAAUAGUCCAUACAGAUAUGAAAGACAGUGGCGAACAAAAUCCAAAAGAAGAACUUCUGCCAAUUUCAAAACCUCACAUGAAGCUGGCAGUUGAUGUGUUGACAUCUCGUUGCUGUUCAGAAGAAGGAUUGGAGGACAUAACAACACUUUUCCUCAACUUGGCAAAUUGUUUCUAUCCAGCAAAACGUGUUACUUUAGAUCUUUUGGUUGAAGGUGCCAUGGAGCUAGGAAAGAUGCUGAAACAGCAUAUAGGGCAGGUAUUGAAGGAUCUGAAGGCUUCAAAUAAGAGACUGAAAAGACAACAUGAAGAUGAUACUUCACCUACAGAUAAACUUCCAAAAGGAACUUUAAUGGACAGGUUUACCAAACACAGUGUGGUAAUAAAUGCUCCUGUCAAAGGGAAAGCUCGCUACGACUGGUCUGUAACAAAUGUGAAUUUGCUGACAUCAAAAACUUCAAGUCAGGCAUUCUUCUUAAGAACACUAAAAGUCAUAGUUCAGAUAAGAGAUUCCAUCAAAGAGGCACAUAAAAGACUGAAGGAUAAUGUGGCAAAUCCGGAAGCAAAUGAAGUGCCGCACUUGGCAACUUUGCUCCCUCUCGAUGACUUGUGGGACGUAUUGAGUUCUUGCUUAAGUGAAUUGUCCAAUACCCCAGAUUCUCAUGCAGUUCUUGUUUUGCAGCCUGCAGUAGAAGCAUUUUUUCUUGUGCACACUCCUCCUCCCCCAAGUGAAGAGAAGAAAACUGCACCAAAAGGGCAGGAAGUGACUCAAGCUGAACAGGCUGGUGCUUCCACAUCUGGUGUGGCACAACAAAGUGUUGCCCCGGUCUCACCACUACCACCAGAUUCUGAAGCAAGUGCAAACCCACAGUCCUCUCCAAGCAGUUCCAGAGUUGACUGGGAGAGUUUGUUUGCGGUAUCAGUUCCACGACCUCCAACGAAACCAAAAUUCUUAGUCUUUGCUGAAACCCACAGAGUUGUCCUCAAUGAAAUACUGCGGCAGUCGACAAUAAAUAUAGCUGAUGGACCAUUUGCUGUGCUUGUAGACCAUACAAGGAUUUUGGAUUUUGAUGUAAAGAGGCGCUACUUCCGGUCAGAGCUAGAGCGAAUGGAUGAGGGUAUCCGCAGAGAAGAAUUAGCUGUACAUGUCAGGAGAAGCCAUGUGUUUGAAGAUUCAUUUAGAGAACUGCAUCGUCGCAGUGCAGAUGAAUGGAAAAAUAGAUUCUACAUUGUGUUUGAAGGUGAAGAAGGCCAGGAUGCAGGUGGUUUGUUGAGGGAGUGGUAUGUUAUUAUAUCACGGGAGAUAUUUAAUCCAAUGUAUGCCUUAUUUACAACUUCACCUGGAGAUAGAGUAACCUACAUGAUAAACUCAUCUUCUCAUUGCAAUCCCAACCAUCUCUGCUACUUCAAGUUUGUUGGGCGUGUUAUUGCAAAGGCCAUUUAUGACAACAAACUUCUUGAAUGUUAUUUCACAAGAUCUUUCUACAAACAUAUCCUUGGAAUUCCUGUUAAAUACACGGAUAUGGAAAGUGAGGACUAUACCUUUUAUCAAGGCUUGGUUUAUUUAAUGGAAAACCACAUCAGUUCAUUAGGUUAUGAUCUCACCUUCAGUGCUGAGGUACAAGAGUUUGGUGUUACGGAUGUGAGGGAUCUGAUUCCGCAUGGUCGUUAUAUUCAAGUCUGUGAAGAAAAUAAAAUGGACUACAUCCGUCUUGUCUGCCAGAUGAAAAUGACUGGUGCUAUUAGAAAACAGAUAUAUGCUUUCUUAGAAGGAUUCUAUGACAUAAUUCCAAAACGUCUGAUAUCAAUAUUCAAUGAACAAGAGUUGGAACUGUUAAUCUCAGGAAUGCCCAAUGUUGACAUUGAAGACCUUAAAGCUAAUACGGAAUAUCACAAAUAUAGUCCGACAUCACUACAGAUUCAGUGGUUUUGGAGAGCCCUGCGUGAUUUUGAUCAAGCGAACAGGGCAAAAUUCCUCCAGUUUGUCACAGGCACGUCAAAGGUACCACUUCAAGGUUUUGCAGCACUUGAAGGAAUGAAUGGAGUGCAGAAAUUUCAAAUUCACAGGGAUGACCGAUCUACAGACAGAUUGCCCUCAGCACAUACUUGCUUCAACCAACUAGAUUUGCCAGUUUAUGAGACUUACGACAAGCUGCGUACAUACCUUCUGAAGGCAAUCCAUGAAUGUUCAGAAGGAUUUGGAUUUGCUUAAAGGAAAAUGUAAAUCUGUGCUUGUACUGAUGAAACAUUUUGGUCACUUGAACUUGUUUGUGCAUGUACAACAACUUGUGAUUUUGUUGAUAAUGUUUAAUUUCUUACCUGUAUAUUAAAUGUUGUAAAAAUAAUUAUAAAAGCAGUCCUCCCAUAAAAUUCCAAGGUAUCAGAACUGCAGUUUCUUUUUGAAAAAGACUUGGAUUCAUGAAAGGAUAGGAGGUCUUGUUGACAUAUAAGACAUAAAAUAAAAGUCCAAUGUCCUUAUUUUUAUCAGAAUAUUUGAAACUGAACACUCAGUCUUAUGACAAAACAUUCAUUUUCAAAUCUCAAAGGAAAACAGUGUUGUGUAUAUAUGUAUGUGAUAUUUGUGUGAAUAGCAUUUGAAGCAGCUAGAGUAAAAGAAUUGUGUGCUAAAUGUUUUACAGAUUAGUCUAUAUUGAUGUUUUGAAAUAAGCCAAACAACUUGCUGUUUUGAAUGAUUUUAUGAAAAUUGAUGAUUUUUUGUUUUUGUUAUUUGAAAAAAAAAAACUGUGGUUAUAUUUAACAUUUAGAUGUUAUGGACUUUCCAUAACAUUGACUAUUUGAUGAUAGUUGUUUCACUGGAAUUUGAGAGACUGAUAUAGCAUUCUCAUUGUUGCAUCCAGUAUUUAUAUUCACCCUACACCCCCCCCCCCCUCUCUCUCUCUCUCUCUCUCUCUCUCUCUCUCUCUCUCUCUCUCUCUCUCUCUCUCUCUCUCUCUCUCUCCCCCCCCCCCUUUCUCACCCCCCUCACCCCGCCCUCUCAGGUUGUGUGUGUGUGUGUGUGUGUGUGUGUGUGUGUGUGUGUGUGUGUGUGUGUGUGUGUGUGUGUCCUUCAGUUCCUCCUUAUGUUCACGUGGUUGCACUGCUGUAGCAAUAUUCCUGUAAAUUUGUUAAUUACAUUUUUUUAUUUGAGCUCAGUACUGUUUUGUCUUUUUCCCUUUGCUAAAUGUAGUGCUGUGUGGCUGUGUCUGUCACUGCAAAGUACAUUUGUAUGGAACUGUAUGCAAGAAAAAAAUGUUAUGAAGAAACAGAGAUUUCUGAAGUGAAACAUUAUAAUUGGAUUCUGUGUUAAAUUAUGAGGAAUAACUGUCUGGAAGUGUUGUUGGAAUUAUCUUCAUUAAAAUGAGACUAUCUUAAUGGUGGUCUAAAAAUACUUCUUUCAUGUAACUGUAAGUUUCAGUGAUUAUCUGGAAUUAUAGUGUUUGUCACUGAUGCAGGUGAUCACAUUAGUUUCUUCAGUUUUGCACUUAAUGUAUUGAUGUUGUAUCUUAAUGUUCAAAUAGAGUGGCAUUGUUUUGUUGAAGAAAUAAUAUGAAAUACCCUAUCCUUCUAUUAUUUCCAGAUAAUCACAUGUCUUGUUUCUAAUAAGAUAACAGAUCUGUAUUGAUGUUAGCUAAAAUGUGUCAAUGUGUCGAUGUUUCAUUGUAUCAAGUGAAAGCCUCCACUCAGAACUAUAAGAUAUUAGGAAUGCUAAGUUUUAUGCAAUUUUUUUUUUUUUUUUUGGUUGCGCUGUGUAUGGUUUUCUUUAAAUUUCCAAGAAAUAGUUCUUUUCACACUGACAUAUUAGUGAACCACCUCACUGCAAAAAGAGAUAAAAAGGAUAAAUUUGUGCAUAUUGAAUGAUAUCCACAGAGUUGCAAGGUUUAUUCAGUGUAAAUACACAAAAUGAAAUACAUGUUAAGCAGUAAAUGUGUGUUACAAAAAAUAACUUUAACAGAUUUGAGGAAGUCUUUCACAGUGUAUUGUUGCAUUUCUUUUUCUAAAGUUCAUAAUACAGUGCGAAGUUCCUGUUGCUAUGAGUACUGUUAUGAAAAAAUUGAGACUGGAAUCUGUUCUUAGUUCCAUGCAGUAAUACACAGUUGCAGAUGUGAAGAAGGAAAAAAAGGGAAAAAGUGACACUUGUACACUCUGUGCAGUUUUCUGAAAUUGUACUUGACAUGAAGUGUUUCAAAUUUCAUUUAAUUUUUUCCUUCUUUUUUUAAAGAAAGUAAUAAUGUAGCCACAAUUCCUUUCACUAAGUUGCAAAUAUUGUAUGAUUUUUAAAUGGAAAAAUUUUCAAGCAUUUUUAAUAAAACAUAUUUAAAUUCA
Molecule: messenger RNA, 11060 nt
Organism: Schistocerca cancellata (South American locust)
Lineage: Eukaryota; Metazoa; Arthropoda; Insecta; Orthoptera; Acrididae
Product: E3 ubiquitin-protein ligase HUWE1-like
Exons: 42
Coding region: 1-8949 (2982 amino acids)
Biological process (GO): proteasome-mediated ubiquitin-dependent protein catabolic process; positive regulation of protein catabolic process; protein polyubiquitination
Cellular component (GO): nucleus
Molecular function (GO): protein binding; ubiquitin-protein transferase activity; zinc ion binding
Source: RefSeq, a predicted model, not a curated record